UGAGUGACCCUGUUAUGUUUUUCACCAGUUUCAGUAUAAAUUGUCCUUUAAUCUCCCUCAAUUUCCCAAACCGUCACUCACAGGGAGCUUUUAGCUGUUCACCUUCCUCACUUGCUCCUGGAUUCUGACACAGUCUCUUGAGUGUUUAUGUUCAGGAUUUUGCCCAGAAUGGGAGUACUUUGGAUGUUGUUUUUAAUUAUACUUUUACAUAUUUCUAGAGGCAACACUUCAGGGGCUCUUGUUUCCAGCUGUGAUUCAUGUCAUCUGGAAUCCACCUGCUUGGAGUCACAAGAAACAGGCGACUCUUUCUCCAGCCCGGUUCUCUCUUGUGUCUGUAAAGACGGUUUCGUAGGUGAUGGAUUAAGCUGCUACGAUAUAAAACUCUGCAAUGACUCGUCGUGCUGUAGUCAAGGUUUCCACUGGUCACCAGACAGUGGAUGUGUGGACAUUGACGAGUGCUCCCUCUCUAACCCACCCUGCACGCCACCUGAGAUUUGCUACAACACACGAGGAUCAUUUCAAUGUCUGGCGCCUUCCUCCAGUGACAUAAUAAUCCCCCCGCACUUCGCCCGGUUCAGCUGUGAACAUAAAGUUUGUCCUUUAGGCUGGGACUGCAUCCGACUAGAUGUGACGAUCGGCUGUUAUGACCCAUGUGGCUUCUACACUGUACUGAAUGAUGACUGGCGUUCAACAAAUAACACUGAUAAUCAGGUCCGACACUGUGAUUACGAUAUUAACUGGCAGGGCUGGUAUCGCCUGUUUCUGAACAAGACCAGUGCUCGUAUUCCAGAGAGGUGUGUAGAAACACACAGGUGUGGAACUCAUGCUCCUAUGUGGAUAACAGAACCUCAUCCAACAAAGUCAGAUGGGAUUGUAAAUCGCACGGUUUGUAGUUCCUGGGGAGGGAGUUGCUAUUUCAGCUCAAAUACCAUUCAUGUCAAAAACUGUCAUGACUUCUAUGUCUACAAACUUGUGAAGCCAUCCACAUGCAGCCUUGCAUACUGCGCAGAGUUGGAUGUCAAUCGGGACAUAGGAGUUGAGGUUCAGGUCCGUCUGGCCAAUGGAGGAAACAGCUCUUGCUCUGGGAGAGUGGAGAUCUUCCACAGUGGACAGUGGGGCACAGUGUGUGAUGAUUCCUGGGACCUGAAUGAUGCUCAGGUGGUGUGCAGACAGCUGGGCUGUGGUAGGGUCCUAUCUGCACCAUCAAAUGCACAAUUUGGACAAGGAACUGGACCCAUCUGGUUGGAUGACGUCUCGUGCACAGGCAGCGAAUCAGAGCUCUCUGAAUGUCGCCAUAUAGGUUUUGGAUAUCAUGACUGUAGUCACAGCGAGGAUGCUGGUGUCGUCUGUGAAGCUGAUUCACCAGUUAGGCUUGUCAACUCUGACAACCGCUGCUCUGGCAGAGUGGAGGUCUUCCACAGUGGACAGUGGGGCACAGUGUGUGAUGAUUCCUGGGACCUGAACGAUGCUAACGUUGUGUGCAGACAGCUGGGCUGUGGAAGGGCUCGUUCUGCGCUCCAAAAUGCAGCAUUUGGACAGGGCAGUGGACCCAUCUGGCUGGAUGAUGUCAGAUGUUUUGGAAAUGAAUCAUCGAUUACAGACUGUAGACAUCGGCGAUUAAGGGUUCAAAACUGUGAUCAUAGUGAAGACGCCAGCAUCGUCUGUGAAGCUCACACAUCGUCCAUGACAACCACAACAACACCAGCAGACAACAGCACAGGAGUUGAGGGUCAGGUCCGUCUGGCUAAUGGAGGAAACAGCUCCUGUUUUGGCAGAGUGGAGAUCUUCCACAGUGGACAGUGGGGGACAAUGUGUGAUGAUUUGUGGAAUUUGAAUAAAGCUCAGGUGGUGUGCAAACAGCUGGGCUGUGGAAAGGCUCGUUCAGUGCUACACCGUGCAGCUUUUGGACAGGGCAGUGGACCCAUCUGGUUCAGCUUCAUCGGUUGUCAUGGAAAUGAGUCGUCAAUAGGAGACUGCCUGUAUCUAAUGGAUGGGAUUCUAAUCUGUGGUCAUGUGGAAGACGCUGGUGUCAUCUGUGAAGACAACAGCACAGGAGUUGAGGGUCAGGUCCGUCUGGCCAAUGGAGGAAACAGCUCUUGCUCUGGGAGAGUGGAGAUCUUCCACAGUGGACAGUGGGGCACAGUGUGUGAUGAUUCCUGGGACCUGAAUGAUGCUAAUGUGGUGUGCAGACAGCUGGGCUGUGGAAGGGCUCGUUCUGCGCUCCAAAGUGCAGCAUUUGGACAAGGAACUGGACCCAUCUGGCUGGAUGAUGUCAGAUGUUCUGGAAAUGAAUCAUCAAUAACAGACUGUAGACAUCUGGGGUUUGGAAUCCACAACUGUGGUCAUAAUGAAGAUGCAAGUGCUGUAUGCGAAGUUCAGCAACCUUCACUUCAGCCCACCCAACUUAUCUGUGGCCGUGACAAACUCCAGGUAGGACUCCUUUUGAGUAGCCUGGUUUCUGCUGGUUUGGAUCCAUUCUCUGGAAACUUGGCUUCUCACAAUUGCUCCUGGGCCACAAUACGCGAUGAUAUUGUUUGGUAUGAAGUGGAGGCUAAGGCCGGUGCCUGUGGAAACAUCGUGAGCACCAACCGCACACAUGCCAUCUACUCCAACAGUUUAUUUAUAUAUCCAACAACUAAUACAUCCUUUGCUGUUCCUGUGAGUCUUCCCUUCUCCUGUGCUUAUUCCCUGGACACAGACACCAGCCUGAACGUGGCUAUCAGACCAGAGCUAUCGUGAGUAGGCUUUAAUUGAAUGUAGAUUUAACAUCACUUCAUCAUCUGCAGUCAUUAAAAAAAAAAAAAAAAGUCUCUGUUUGUUUAUUUCUUACAUGUUGUAAUGGGUAGAACAACUGGGCUGUUAUGAAGAGUUUCAGUAAUCUAAUAAUGUAAUAUGAUGGACAGUUCUUCUUUAUUCACUAUGCCUGGUAAAUGUCUGCCCGUCAAAGACGAUGUUUGCACUGGAUUUAUGUGGUGAUGGACAGAAGAGUACCAGCAACAUAGUUAUACCAAUAAAAUGCUGUCAGAGGAGUGAUGUUGAGAUUUCACUAUCACAUUUGUUGUAAAACAUAUUGACAGCAAAAUAACAUAAAAGGAUGAACUGUUAACAGCGAUUAACUGUUGUAUCACAGGUUUGUGUUAUCUACUCUGUUCUACUACCCUUGUUAUCAAACAACAAUGCAGAAAAUAAUAAUAUAAUAAUAAAAAUUAAGGUACCAACA
This is a messenger RNA of Mugil cephalus (flathead mullet), 3220 nucleotides long. Its product is annotated as deleted in malignant brain tumors 1 protein-like. The transcript is spliced from 9 exons. The record is from RefSeq and is a predicted model, not a curated record. The coding region runs from base 148 to 2739 and encodes 863 amino acids. Gene Ontology annotation, cellular component: membrane. Lineage: Eukaryota; Metazoa; Chordata; Actinopteri; Mugiliformes; Mugilidae. Gene Ontology annotation, molecular function: calcium ion binding.